Molecule: messenger RNA, 8805 nt
Organism: Cydia splendana
Lineage: Eukaryota; Metazoa; Arthropoda; Insecta; Lepidoptera; Tortricidae
Gene: Nf1
Product: neurofibromin
Exons: 65
Coding region: 209-8521 (2770 amino acids)
Biological process (GO): regulation of GTPase activity
Source: RefSeq, a predicted model, not a curated record
UUGGAACUCUACAUGGGUACCCCAAUUUCCGCGAUUUUUUAUAUAUUGCUAUCUUGUUCUAUCUCAAGGAAAUUUUAUCUUCUAUCCUGUUGUCACAACCCCAGGCCAAAUUCAAUACAAAUCGUAAUUCCUAGUCAAGUAUGGAAUCCCUUGAAAUCCGCGUUGUUUAUGAAUUAUUUACAUAAAAAUAUACAUUUAUUUACACAAAAUGGGAACACAAAAACCUGGAGAAUGGGCGAAUUCGCUAAUAGCCAGAUUCGAAGAGCAACUGCCAUACAAAACCGGCGCACAGAACCUCCACUCGCGAAUAAACGAGGAACAAUGCAAAGCCUGCCUCGUCCAAAUCAGCAGGCAUCGCUUCUCGCUCGUUAUCGCCGGCCUCACCAAGAUCCUGCAGCGAGUCAACGAGCUGUACCAACCAACCAUAUCGUCAGGUGUGAACCGACCGCAUACGGAGCUGGAGAAGAGCUACAGUGACAGUCUGGUCAUAGUUCUGGACACGCUGGAGAUAUGCCUCAGUUCUCAGCCUAAAGACACCACCAAGUUUGAUGAGGCGAUGAACGUGAAGAUACUACUGAGGGAAGUCUGCCAGUUUAUCGACAUGCGGAACGAGAACACAACAAGCAACACAUUGCUCCGGCAGCUGGCCAGCAAAGUGCUGUUCGCACUCAGUCUCAACUUCUUCAACGCGGUGUUCAACAGGAUCAGUGCCCGGUUACAGGAAUUGGCAUCAAGCUCAGAAGAAAACCCCGAUUAUACAGAUAUAGAAUUAAUACAACACAUCAAUGUGGACAUCCUCCGGCUUAUACGGCUGCUCACAGAAUCAAUACAAAAGUUUAAGUUAUUAAGAAAAUCAGCGCAUAUAGUUUUGGUAUCGUCUUUAGAAAAAGCAAUAUGGAACUGGAUGGAUACAUACCCCCAAGAAUUCGCUGAAGUCCAAUGCCGGCCUAACGAGGAUCUCAGCAAAUGCUGCGACACUCUUUUCGACUAUUUACAAGAUUGCUUCUCCGACAACAAGAAAUCUAGAGUGGCGAUGUGGCCACUACAAAUUAUGCUACUAGUUUUGAACCCUAAAGUUUUAGAAGAAAUAGUGAAUGCAGACAGCGGCGCUCCGUGCAGUCCGCGACAUACAAAGAAGAAACAUUUCAUCGACUCGGUGAAGAGAGGGCUAAGCCCACAGAACAACUCUAAACAGAUGACAGAAGCGGCGGUCGUGACAUGUGUCAAACUCUGUAAAGCGUCGACGUAUCUGAACAUCGCUGACAGUGGAAACGUCACUUUCGUGCUUGUCAAAUCCGUUAUUAAUGAUCUCAAGUCUCUCCUCUUCAACCCCUCAAAAUCCUACGUGCGAGGCAACCUGAUCUCUGGCUACUCAGAGCUGGAUCUGAUGACGGAUUGCUUCGUGUCCCUAUUUCGGAUUAUGCCGCACACGAAUGAUGCUAUUAAAGUGUGCCUCAACCUUAACACGCAUAUUUCGUAUCAUUAUGUCAUAGUCAACUCACUACUCAGGAUUAUUAAACAACCACGGUUACCGUGGUGGCCUCAAAUAGAGCUUCUUUACCCCCGUGCCGCCGAACUUAGAGCCAUGUUCACAGAUACACUGAACAAAGCGACACAGGGCUACAUAGUCCACACGCCGCUCCGUAUGAUCUCGCGCUCCCUCAAAUCCAAGGAAGUGCAAGCCAAGUUCAACAAGUCAGAGGAAAUGCCGGCUUACAGGAACUUACUGCUGUGCAUGGUGAAGCUUAUACAUGCUGAUCCGAUGUUGAUGUUGAGCAACCCAGGCCGCUCAGGCAUUGAGAUCCAGUCAUCAACCACCGAGCUGAUCAACGGUCUAGUAUCACUAGUGCACCAGACAGGCAUGGGCGAGAUAUCACAAGAAGCAAUGGAUGCGUUACUAGCGUUGCACCGGCCUGAUCGCGUCCAUAUGUGGAACCCUGAGGCGCCGCUUAAUACUUUCUGGGAUAUCAGCUCCCAAAUCCUCUACAACAUCAGUCAGAAGCUCAUCCAGCGUCAGAUCGGCAACUACCGCGAGGUGCUGCGGUGGCUCCGCGACAUCCUGACAUGUCGGAACGAGUUCUUAGCCAAGCACAAGGAGUACGCCAACGUCGGCUCACAGAUACCUAUAUGCAAGCAGGCGCACAUCAAGCUAGAGGUGGUCUUCUUCAUGUGUCUUUGGUCCAUCGACACGGACGUGGUGCUAGUCGCCAUGUCCUGCUUCGCGCUGCUCUGCCAGGAGGCGGAUAUACGGUGCGGCGCCGACGAGAUCACCACGCAGUGUCUGCUGCCCAACUACGCCGUGUUUCAGGAGGUGGCGCACACUUCCACCGUGCUUACUACUGGCUCAGCAGCUCUACAGAAGAGGAUAAUGGCGUUAUUAAGGAAGAUAGAGCAUUGCGUCAACGGCGUGCAACCGGUGUGGGAGGAAACAUUUCGAUGUUGGGACUCCCUAUGCAAGCUGUUACAGAAAUACCCCAAAGGGCAAGGUGACAAAAUGGAUGAUUGCCAAAUGGAGGCGAUACACAGAGCUGUCGCUAAACGAAGAGUUUCACAUCACAGUAGCAGCGAACAUGAUUUUGAGAUGCAGAUUCAAGAGUGGGCGAACAUCACAUCGUUUCUAUGCGCGCUCGGUGGCGUGUGUCUACAACGGCGACCAUCUACCGUCUGGUCGCACCUUCACGCACACGAUUCUAGGAAAUACAACGUAUUGGCGAACAGCUCACAAGAAGUCCAGUACUGCCCUGUUACACAAUUCAUCGGCCAACUCCUUCGGCUCCUGCUCUGUAGCAACGAACGCUUCGGCCAACAGAUCCAAAGUCACGUGAAGGAGCUAGUCGGCCACGAGAUGUCGCCGGCGCUGUACCCGAUACUGUUUGACCAGAUUAAGGCCAUUAUUGACAAAUUCUUUGACCAGCAGCAGCAGGUAAUGCUGACCGACAUCAACACACAGUUCGUGGAACACACGAUAUUCAUAAUGAAGAGUAUUUUGGAUAACAAGAAGACGGGACAACCUUCUGAGCAUCUCAGUACUACGUCAAUAGAGGGACUCAUGCUUGCUAUAGUCAGAUACGUUCGUCAUUUAGACAUGACGGUGCUAUCCGUGCACAUCAAAACGAAGCUCUGUCAAGUUGUCGAAGCCAUGAUGAGGAGGAGAGACGACCUAGCCUUCAGACAGGAGAUGAAGUUCCGCAACAAGAUGGUGGAAUACGUGACGGACUGGGUGCUCGGCACCAGUCACCAGAUCGCGCCACCGCUGCGGGCAGACGCCUCGUCCAUUUCUAGAGAGCUGGACCAGGCGUGCAUGGAGGCGGUGGCGGCGCUGCUGAAGGGGCUCCCGCUGCAGCCCGAGGAGUCCGACAGGGGGGACCUGAUGGAGGCCAAGAGUCAGCUGUUUCUUAAAUACUUCACCCUCUUCAUGAAUCUAUUGAACGAUUGCAAUGAAGUGGAGAUGGCAGAAGGCCCGGGCAGACUUGAGACGCUACGAAACGCUACUAUACAAGCCAUGUCUAACUUGCUUAGUGCCAAUAUAGACUCGGGGCUCAUGCAUAGCAUAGAUCUGGGUUACCACCGGGACCUACAGACCCGAGCUGCUUUCAUGGAAGUGCUGACUAAAAUCCUACAGCAGGGCACAGAGUUCGACACCCUAGCGGAGACUGUCCUCGCUGACCGUUUCGAGCAGCUAGUGCAGUUGGUCACCAUGAUCUCUGAUAAGGGCGAGCUCCCCAUAGCAAUGGCCUUGGCAAACGUCGUCAGCACAUCACAAAUGGACGAGCUGGCUCGUGUGUUCGUCACCCUGUUCGACGCUAAGCAUCUUCUAGCACCUCUGCUGUGGAACAUCUUCUAUAGAGAAGUUGAGGUGUCAGACUGUAUGCAGACCCUCUUCCGCGGCAACUCGCUAGGGAGCAAAAUCAUGGCGUUCUGCUUCAAGAUCUACGGUUACGGUUACCUGGUUUCCCUGCUGGAACCGCUGGUUACGGCGCUGCUGGAACAGGCGGACCAGCCUGAUCUGAGCUUCGAGGUGGAUCCUGCCAGGCUGGACCCAUCGCAGGAUAUAGAGGUCAACCGCUCCAACCUCAUAGACCUCACCAAAGAGGUCUUCAACAGGAUUAUCAACUCUGCGGAUAAGUUCCCUCCGCAGUUGAGGAGCAUGUGCCACUGCCUCUAUCAGGUUUUGAGCAAACGAUACGCACACAUACCUCAAACAAGCGUAGGUGCUGUUGGCACAGUACUAUUCCUGAGAUUUAUCAAUCCAGCCAUAGUGUCACCGCAAGAGAUGGGUAUAGUCAGCCGUCCCGUUCCCCCGACGAUCAAACGUGGUCUCAUGCUAAUGUCCAAGAUACUGCAGAACAUAGCGAACCAUGUAGAGUUCUCUAAGGAACAACAUAUGUUGCCUUUCAAUGAUUUCUUGAGAGCCCACUUUGAGUUAGGACGCAAGUUCUUCAUACAAAUAGCUUCAGACUGCGAAAGCGUCGACCAAACGUCUCACAACCUCUCCUUCAUCAGCGACGCAAACGUAGUAGCUUUACAUCGACUGCUGUGGAACCAUCAGGAACGGAUAGGGGACUACCUGUCUUGCAGUCGGGACCAUAAGGCUGUUGGACGACGGCCGUUUGACAAGAUGGCCACAUUGCUCGCUUACUUGGGACCUCCGGAACAUAAACCUGUAGAAUCUACCUCCGGCCUCCUCUUCUCCUCGUACGCCCGCUGGUCUUCCAUAGACAUGUCCUCCACCAACUUUGAGGAGUUCAUAGUGAAACACAACAUGCAUGAAAAGGAGGAGUUUAAGAGCAUCAAGAGUUUGAACAUAUUCUACCAGGCGGGGACCAGCAAGAUCGGGAACCCGGUGUUCUACUUCAUCUCUAGGAGAUACAAGAUAGGAGAAGUGAACGCGGACCUUCUAAUAUACCACGUGAUAUUGACCCUCAAGCCCUUCUGCCAGCAGCCCUUCGAGCUCAUAGUCGAUUUCACACACACCAACUCGGACAAUAGGUUCAGAACGGACUUCCUACAAAAAUGGUUCACAGUGCUACCCGACGUGGCGUACAUUAACAUACACGCCUGCUACAUAUACAACUGCAACAGCUGGGUGCGAGAGUAUACUAAGUUCCACGAAGCGAUACUAGCACCACUGAGAGGCAAUAGAAAGCUAAUAUUUAUCGACAACCACACUCGCCUCAGCGACUACGUGGAGGCAGAGCAACAAAAGUUGCCCGGUGCGACACUGGCUUUAGAGGAGGAUCUCAAAGUGUUCAGUAAUGCACUGAAACUGUCGCAUAAGGACACUAAAGUUGCCAUAAAGGUUGGACCCACGGCUCUACAAAUAACAUCAGUAGAGAAGACUAAAGUACUCGGCCUGCCGGUGCUACUGAACGACGUUUACUACGCUUCUGAAAUCGACGAGGUGUGCCUCGUAGAUGACAACCAGUUCUCACUGUCAAUAGUGAACGAGCCUACUCCACUAAGUUUCAUACACAACGAUUGUGAUAAUAUUGUGCAAUCCAUCAUACAUAUACGGAACCGCUGGGAGCUGAGUCAACCGGACUCAGUCACAGUGCAUCAAAAGAUACGUCCAAAAGAUGUCCCAGGGACUCUCCUUAACAUGGCACUCCUGAACCUUGGCUCCUGCGACCCUAACCUUCGGACGGCAGCGUAUAACCAGCUAUGCGCGCUCACUGCUACCUUCCAUUUGAAAAUCGAAGGACAACUGCUGGAGACAUCAGGCCUAUGCAUACCUUCCAACAAUACCAUCUUCAUCAAGUCUGUUAGCGAAAAACUAGCGCACAACGAGCCUCAUCUCACUCUAGAGUUCCUCGAGGAAUGUAUUCAGGGUUUCCGUGGCUCUUCCAUCGAGCUAAAACAUUUGUGUCUGGAAUACAUGACGCCGUGGCUUGCUAACUUAGUCAGAUUCUGCAAGCCAUCAGACGAGUCCCGCCGCCAGAAGCAAGUCGCCCAAAUCCUGGAGAAGCUGAUCACGCUCACCAUCGAGGAGACGGAGAUGUACCCCUCGGUGCAGGCUAAGAUCUGGGGCUCCAUCGGGCACGUGCCGGAGCUGAUCGACAUGGUGCUCGACAGCUUCAUACAGCGGAGCGUCAACUCGGGUCUCGGCUCACCAAUGAUAGAAAUAAUGGCCGACACUGCCGUCGCCUUAGCGUCCGCCAACGUGCAGCUGGUAUCCAAAAAAGUCAUCGGUCGGAUGUGUAGGGCCCUAUCGAAACUGCCCAAUAAUGCCCUGGGCCCCGUUACCCCGGCCACUGUGGUGGACAAGACCUGUCAUUCGCCGACGCCCGUGCUAGAAAUGCAUAUGAUGUGGGGAGACAUUGCUAUAUUGGCGAGAUAUUUGCUCAUGUUAUCAUUCAACAAUUGCCUGGACGUGACGCGUCACUUACCGUACCUGUUCCACACGGUCACGUUCCUGGUGUGCUCGGGCACGGUGUCCAUGCGCGCCGCCACGCACGGGCUGGUCAUCAACAUCAUACACUCGCUGUGCACGUGCAACAGCCCAAGUUUCUCCGAGGAAACCCAGAGAGUCCUGAUGCUGUCGCUGGAUGAAUUCGCUCUGCCCAAGUUCUACCAGAUGUUCGGCAUUUCCAAGGUCAAGUCGGCGGCGGUCACCGCUUUCCGAAGUCCGCAUAACCGCAAUCCUGACAAGGAAUGGUACUCCGAACACUCGUACACAGCCUGCACCGAGUCCGGCACCUCGUCGAGCAGCGGAGCCCUGCCCGCCCCGCCGCCCCACUCCGACCGCGAGCGCCUCCCCCUGCAGUCCCUGGAGACCAUCACCGACGCCCUGCUCGAGAUCAUGGAGGCCUGCAUGAGGGAUAUACCGCACUGCGACUGGCUGACCACAUGGACUUCCCUGGCCAAGAGCUUUGCCUUCUGCUUCAAUCCAGCAUUGCAGCCGCGCGCUCUCAUCGUGUUCGGAUGUAUUAGUAAAAACGUAACGGACGACGAUAUGAAACAGCUCCUACGGAUAUUAGUGAAGGCGCUUGAAUCAUUCAAUGACUUAGCUUUAUUGGAAGCUCUUAUCAUGUGCCUGACGAGGUUGCAACCACUUCUGUACCCGGAAUCCCCGAUCCACACGGCCCUAUUCUGGGUGGGACUAUCGGUGCUACAACUGGAUGACCCCACUUUGUACGCGGCUGGGCUGUCUCUUCUGGAACAGAACCUACAUACUCUUGACUCGCAGGGACAAUUUGAACAUAAGACCUUGGAGCAAGUGAUGAUGGAGACGAGAGAACCGCUGGAGUGGCAUUUCAAGCAAAUGGACCACGCCGUGGGUUUGAGUUUCCGUUCGAACUUCCACUUCGCCCUGGUCGGUCACCUGCUGAAGGGCUACCGGCACCCGCUGGCCGCGUCCGUGUCCCGCACGUGCCGCGUGCUGGCCGCGCUGCUGGCCAUCACCGCGCGCCACGCCGACAAGUUCCACGUCACGCCCGUCACCGUCGCUUAUCUCACCGCGUUGGUGUGUGUGAGCGAAGAAGUCCGUUCCCGGUGCCACGUGAAGCACUCGCUUCCAAAAUGGCUGCCGGACAACUGUGACCACUACUGCCCCACCGUUGACCACCAUCAGUCCUCAAUGCUGAUCCAGCCUUCCACGUCCAGCGGCUCGUGCCAGAGUCGGCGGCAGAAGUCCUGGGAUGUCCUGGACCAGGCCGCUAUAUCAUCAGCUCAUGGUGGUAAAUCACCCACGAUGCAGCAAUCCAGUAGCGGUGGACACAGCCCACAUUUCAUCAACAUGCCACAUCAGGACAGCGAAGGGCGAGCACACAGCAUGCAACAUGGUACUUCGGGUGACGCCGCGCGCGCGGAACAGGACGCCGAUAGUGGUCUAGAUGUGGUAGAGGAUGACGGGCGCGGAUCGCCGGGCAGCACGGACGAGGCGACCGAGCGGCCCUCCUCAACCAAGUCCGGAGACAGCGAUUUCCCCGAGAAGGUUAGCAAUCAAGCAUCGACGGAUAAGGACACCAGCAGCCCGGAGAGUAACAGCUUAUUGGAUCCGAGUGUACUCUCCGACUUUACUACCCAAGCGCUGGUGCUGACUGUACUCGCCACUCUAGUCAAAUACACUACAGAUGAAGACGAAAUAAGAAUAUUAUACCAGUAUUUGGCUGAAGGUUCUGUCGUUUUCCCAAAAGUAUUUCCCGUAAUCCACUCCCUCCUGGACAUGAAAAUAAACCACGUGCUAAUGCACUGCCACGACCAAGUGAUCCUGAGCGCGGUACAGAGUAUAAUACAGAACAUGAUCGCGUCAGAGGACGCCAGCCAACAACAGCUGCACUACAUGCAGAGCUGCGGGUUUGGCGGGCUGUGGCGGUUCGCGGGGCCUUUUACUAAGAUCCAAUGCACAGCGGAAAGCAGCGAGCUCUUCGUCAACUGCUUAGAAGCCAUGGUUGAAACAUGUCUACCAGGGUCUGAGCAUGCUCAGGCGCGCGCUCCACCACCGGACCCUGACCGGCAGGACACGACAGGGUCAUCACACCGGCCGCCACCAUCGCUAUUCUGCUCAGGGCAGGACCCUUAGCAGAACGAGAUUUUCUGUAAUGAAACGACGGUGUUAUAAUUAUAAUUAUAACACUAUUAACGAAGCCAACAGUUAACACAUUCAACACCAAGAACCCGACUGUCGGGUACACUGUUCGUAGCGACUACGCGCUACAUACGACGAAACCGUGGCUACGCGCUACGAGCGUAACCCGUAGCACUUAGUGGUAUUGAAUGUGUUAACCUAGUUUAAAACCCCCGAUCAAACUUGCUUUAAAUAGUACCUUAUUUAGCAUUUAGAUUUUAAAAUGUGCCCUGAAGAUU